UACUCCAUAUUCCCGGAAACCAUAACAACGUUUUGCUCCACAUUUACAGUUUCCUUUUUUAACGACUAAACGUUCAGCAUUAUACAAUAUAAAUCAUGCCAAAAGAUAAGGUUCAUAUAAAUAUUGUGGUUAUCGGGCACGUAGAUUCUGGUAAAUCUACUUCAACUGGUCAUUUGAUCUACAAAUGUGGUGGUAUUGACAAAAGAACAAUUGAAAAAUUUGAAAAAGAAGCUUCCGAAAUGGGCAAAGGCUCCUUCAAAUAUGCCUGGGUAUUGGAUAAAUUAAAAGCAGAGCGUGAAAGAGGCAUCACUAUCGAUAUUGCUUUGUGGAAAUUCGAAACUAGCAAGUAUUAUGUAACAAUUAUCGAUGCUCCUGGACAUAGGGAUUUUAUUAAAAAUAUGAUCACAGGAACAUCUCAAGCUGAUUGUGCAGUUUUGAUCGUUGCCGCAGGUGUUGGUGAGUUUGAAGCUGGUAUAUCUAAACAAGGACAAACUCGGGAACAUGCAUUGUUAGCUUACACUUUAGGUGUAAAACAAUUAAUUGUUGGUGUUAAUAAAAUGGAUUCAACGGAACCCCCAUAUUCAGCAGCUCGGUAUGAAGAAAUAGUUAAAGAAGUAAGUGCAUACAUUAAAAAAAUUGGUUACAAUCCAAAGGCAGUGGCUUUUGUUCCUAUAUCAGGAUGGCAUGGUGAUAACAUGUUAGAACCAUCUGAAAAAAUGCCAUGGUUUAAAGGGUGGACUAUUGAGAGAAAAGAAGGAACUGUUACAGGCAAAACUUUAAUUGAAGCAUUAGAUGCUAUUCAACAACCCUCACGUCCUACUGAUAAGCCUUUAAGGCUCCCACUUCAAGAUGUAUACAAAAUAGGAGGCAUUGGCACAGUUCCUGUGGGUAGAGUAGAAACUGGAAUUAUAAAGCCAGGAAUGGUUGUGACAUUUGCACCUAGUAACAUAUCUACAGAAGUUAAAUCUGUUGAAAUGCAUCAUGAAGCUCUUACAGAGGCUGGUCCAGGUGAUAAUGUAGGUUUUAAUGUAAAAAAUGUGUCGGUUAAAGAGAUAAGAAGAGGGCAUGUAUGUGGCGAUUCUAAAAAUGAUCCGCCAAGAGAAACCAAGUCAUUUUUAGCUCAAGUGAUUGUUUUGAAUCAUCCUGGUCAAAUAACUAAAGGCUACACACCUGUUUUGGAUUGUCACACAGCUCAUAUUGCUUGCAAAUUUCAAGAAAUCAAAGAAAAAAUUGAUAGAAGAAGUGGUAAAAAACUUGAAGAUAAUCCACCAAAUAUUAAAAGUGGAGAUGCAGCUAUUGUAGAGAUGAUUCCAACAAAACCCAUGUGUGUGGAAAGUUUUGCAGAUUAUCCACCAUUAGGACGUUUUGCAGUUAGAGAUAUGAGGCAGACAGUAGCUGUUGGUGUCAUUAAAGAAGUUGAAAAGGCUGAAGCAGGCACAGGAAAAGUCACUAAAGCAGCUCAAAAGGCAGGAAAAAAAUAAACUUUUAUUCACUAGAUUAUAUGGUAAAGAAUGUUUUUCAUUUUAUAUUUUUAUAAAAUAUGAUAUAUGAAUUCAUUAAUAAAAUAAUUAAAUCGGAUAAUAUAAAUAAA
This is a messenger RNA of Gordionus sp. m RMFG-2023, 1591 nucleotides long. RefSeq names its product elongation factor 1-alpha, somatic form. Gene Ontology annotation, biological process: translation; translational elongation. The transcript has 7 exons. The record is from RefSeq and is a predicted model, not a curated record. Bases 96 to 1481 code for a protein of 461 amino acids. Gene Ontology annotation, molecular function: GTP binding; GTPase activity; translation elongation factor activity. NCBI's taxonomy places the organism in Eukaryota, Metazoa, Nematomorpha, Gordioida, Chordodea, Parachordodidae.